Messenger RNA from Gongylonema pulchrum, 351 nucleotides. The record is from the annotation of a GenBank genome assembly. Lineage: Eukaryota; Metazoa; Nematoda; Chromadorea; Rhabditida; Gongylonematidae.
AUGAAAUUCCGCGGAACAGCGAAGCUGCGAGGUGCCGGAGCUAGUCAGCCAGUGAUGCUUCCCUCGGCGUCUUCGUCCUCGUCGUCGUCGUUGCCGCGUCGUGCUCACGAUGCAGCGCAGUAUUCGCGAUGUUGCGAUCUCUGUUCGCAGGAGGUCGUACUCUGCAGCCGUUUCGAGUUUGCCCAGCAUUUGCGUCGUAUGCACUGCACCAGAGAAGGAGGAUCGUUUAUUUGUCGUUACGGCUCAAAUGGAGUUUGUCAAUCACUGCCGCUUGAAGGCGUUUCGGAUGAUGAUUACGAAGCGCACAUUCGCAAAUGUCACGCCAAUGUUGGUGAGAAAUUUUUAAAUUAA